This is a messenger RNA of Cynara cardunculus var. scolymus (artichoke), 1787 nucleotides long. Its product is annotated as protein NRT1/ PTR FAMILY 2.9-like. Gene Ontology annotation, molecular function: transmembrane transporter activity. The record is from RefSeq and is a predicted model, not a curated record. The transcript is spliced from 4 exons. The coding region runs from base 1 to 1785 and encodes 594 amino acids. Gene Ontology annotation, biological process: transmembrane transport. Gene Ontology annotation, cellular component: plasma membrane. Lineage: Eukaryota; Viridiplantae; Streptophyta; Magnoliopsida; Asterales; Asteraceae.
AUGGAAAUGGAGAUGGAGGAGAAGCAGAAAGACGAGCAAAGAGUAUUGCAAGAAGAAGAACCUGAAGUCAAUUACAGAGGAGUUAAAGCUAUGCCCUUCAUCAUAGGGAAUGAGACAUUUGAGAAACUGGGAGCAAUUGGAACCAUUUCUAAUUUGUUGGUGUAUCUAACCACGGUGUUUAACAUGAAGAGCAUCACGGCCACCACUCUCCUCAACGUCUUCAAUGGCACCACCAAUUUCUCCACCUUGCUUGGGGCGUUCCUUUGCGAUACCUACUUCGGUCGUUACAAAACUUUGGGUUUUGCUUCGAUUGCAUCCUUCACUGGCUUGCUAUUGAUCGAUUUAACCGCCGUGUUCAAAGGACUUCAUCCGCCGGAAUGUGCAUCAAAAGAAGGUAGUCAUUGCACCAGCGCCACACCAUUGCAAUGGCUAUUUCUACUUACCGGAUUUGCGUUAAUGAUAGUCGGAGCGGCCGGUAUCCGGCCGUGUAAUCUGGCUUUUGGAGCAGAUCAGUUCAAUCCAAAGACGGAAUCCGGUAAGAGAGGGAUAAACAGCUUCUUCAAUUGGUAUUUCUUCACUCUGACCUUCGCACAGAUGGUGUCGGUUACUCUGGUGGUUUACGUUCAGUCCGACUUGAGCUGGUCCAUCGGACUAGCAAUUCCGGCGAUCUUCAUGUUGAUUUCGUGUUUCCUGUUCUUCGGUGGUACCAAAAUUUACGUGAUAGUAAAACCGGAAGGAAGCCCGUUCACGAGUAUGGUGAGGGUAGUGGUGGUGGCCGUGAAGAAGCGCCGGCUGAAACUGCCGGAACAACCAUCCCUGUCACUUUUCAACUACACACAACCGAAAUCCAUUAAUUCCUCUCUGCCAUAUUCGAAUCAAUUCAGAUUUCUUAAUAAAGCGGCAAUCGUGACACCGGAAGACGAAAUGAACCCAGAUGGAUCGGCGUCCGACCCCUGGAAGCUAUGCAGCAUCCAGCAAGUAGAAGAACUAAAAUGUGUAUUAAAAGUUGUCCCCAUAUGGACUGCAGCCAUCACAUACUCCAUAGCCAUGACCCAACAAACCCAAUACGUUGUCUUCCAAGCCCUUCAAUCCGACAGACGUUUCUUCAACUCCAAGUUCCAAAUCCCAGCUGCUUCCUACACCGUCUUCACCAUGCUCACUCUUGUCAUCUUCGUCCCCAUCUACGACCGCCUCAUCGUCCCCCAGCUCCGCCGCAUCACCGCCAAAGAUGGCGGCAUCUCCCUCCUUCAGAGGAUCGGGUUCGGGAUAUCCUUGACGGUUGUAGCUUCACUUAUCUCGGCCUUGGUGGAAGAGAAACGGAGGAGGCUGGCACUGACGAAACCGACAUUAGGGUAUGAGCCCCAUAGAGGGGAGAUUUCAUCAAUGUCUGCAUUUUGGCUGAUUCCGCAAUUAUCCUUGGCUGGAUUUGCGGAGUCGUUUACUUCAAUAGGGUUGGUGGAGUUUUACUACAAACAAUUUCCGGAGAACAUGAGAAGUGUUGCGGGUGCGUUUUUCUUUUGUGGGAUGGCGGCAUCGAGUUAUUUGAACGGUUUUCUGGUGACGAUGAUUCACCGGAUGACAGAAGGGGCGGGGAGCGGGAACUGGUUGCCAGAGGAUCUGAACAAGGGUAGAUUAGACUACUUCUAUUUCCUGAUAACUGUAAUGGGGGUGUUGAAUCUAGGGUACUUUCUGAUGUGUUCAAGGUGGUAUAGGUACAAAGAGAGCGCCGGUGGCCCUCGUGCUACGGUGGAGAUGGAGAAGAAGCCUGAGAAAUAUGCGGUUUGAAA